Aphis gossypii (cotton aphid) is the source of this 4107-nucleotide messenger RNA. RefSeq lists its product as uncharacterized. The record is from RefSeq and is a predicted model, not a curated record. The transcript is spliced from 4 exons. The coding region runs from base 255 to 1349 and encodes 364 amino acids. Lineage: Eukaryota; Metazoa; Arthropoda; Insecta; Hemiptera; Aphididae.
ACUUCGCCAAACCCUAAUCGAUUAAGCUGAUGGUAGUGACUGACGAGGGUGAUGCACCCAAUCUCAUUCAAUAUAGUGUGCAAGACAGUGUAUGUCGUGACACUCUCGUUAACUUAUUGCUUUUUUAUUGUGUCAUCGUCGUCAAAAAUCAAGAAUAUCAUAUUCGGUGGUGAAUUUGACUGUUCCAGAAACUAUUGCUACCAAUUGUAUCAUCAAUUGAAUACCCAUCUAGUUUGAGUUUUGAGAAUUUUGAAAUGACGAACUACCUUAAUAAUCGGAGAAUAGCCACCAAGGCCCAUAUGAUACAGGACUUUAUGGAUGUUAAUCCACGAGUAUCUUGGUCUCCUUUUAUCGCCAUUAGACCAUCAAACAUCAACUUUGUUUAUUUAUUAAUGGAUACAUUUAUGGUUGAAGGUCGUGGUCGAAGACUAGAAACUGCUAAAGUAGACGCCAUAACAAGAUUCUACUCCUUUGCUCCGCCAUACGAUGAUACAGGAGAAGCAGAAGAAAUAAUUAACUUAAACAAUUUGGUAGACAAUAAACCUAAAUUAAUUAACAUAAUGGACUGUUUCGAGAAUGAUACAUCAUCAAAGCUAUUUUCACCAGCCAAAGCUGCAGAUUAUAUUGAUUUUCUUUUUGAUUUUGAUACCUCACAAAUGGUGCAUGACUUCAAUAUAGCAUAUCAGCAUUUAAGCUAUUGGUCUAACCUUGAUUAUAAAUUAUCCGAUGGAAAUUAUUUAAAAGUUGCGUUGAACAUAGGUGAUUAUCGAUUUAUAGGUUUUGGUUUAACGCUAGAAAAAGCUAAAAUAAAUACAAUAAAAAGGUUUUAUUUGAGCUCUGUCCAAAAUUUUUUUGAAAUAUGUCAAGAAUAUAAUGAACAAACUGAAACGGAAAGAGAUUUCGACUGGGAAAAAGAAGAUUCAGUAAUUGUGUUGGAAGAUAAAUCAUUGAAUGACGCCGGAAAUUCAUCUCCUGCAAAUACUAACUCAUCAGAGAAUAAUUCGAAACCUCAGCCGGCUCAACCUCGAGAAAUCCGUCGCAAUGAUUAUACAAAUAAAAAAUCAUUAGCAUUGAAUUUUUUAGAAAAAUACAAUCUACGAAAUAGUAUAUGGUCUCCUUUCGCCCGUGCCUCUGAUGAUCCAAAUAAGAAAACUAAAAGUGUUAGAGUUAUUUUACGGUUGGGUCCUAAACAACAGUACGAAGGUCAAGGCAAAAAAAAAUCUAUUGCUAAAAUAAAUGCGAUAAAGAAGUUGAAGAGAGCUAUUUUACAAGCUAACCCAAAUUGUACUAAAACAAAAUUUAUAGAAAAUAUAAAUAAAUUAGGAAUACCAAUGAAUAACGGAUCAUAAUUUAUGAAUAAGUUGAACAUAUUAUGAUGUAGUCAACGUUAUUGUGGCUUAUUGUAUAGGUAGGUAUAGAUGAUUUAUAAAUCAAUGACGGUAGAUAAUAAGUUUAUUUAAAGACGAUUUUUAAUUUUAUUAGAUACUCAUAUUCCAUAAAAAUGUAUUCGUAUCACAGAUGUUUCAUUUACGUAUAAGUAGUUAACAUUUUCUGAACUACAGUACUACGAUAAAUAUUUGUCUGUCACAAAUAUUAUCGUAGUAAAUUUUAAAAAUAUACACUUAGUUUAUUGAUUUUGACAUAAAUAAUUAAAAAGUAAUUAAAUAGUUAUUAUUAUUUUUAAUAACACAUUUAUUACAUUUUUUAUAAUUUUCAUACACUUAUUUACUCAUAAUAAUAAUAUGUAGUUUGUUAAUAUAGAUUACUAUAGAAAUAUGGUAUGCUUCAUAAAAGCCUGAUACACUACAUGUAACGUUUAAUAAUUUCCAUAAUGGGUAAACGGUUACAUGUCUACGUAAAUUCUUACACAAAAAUAAAGACUCCAUUGCCAAAGUUCCUACACGACUAUAUAAGUAAUCCAAUACAUUAUGGUCAGAGACGUAUUUAGGAAUUUUGCGCUCAGGUUAUCUGAGUGUCAUUACUUUUUUUUUAUCACUCAAAUAACCUGGGUACAGUAUUAUUAAAAUAAUAUAUAUUAUAUAUUAAAAUGCACUUCAAAAUGUACCACCUGGGGCCAAGCCCCCCCCCUGCCUCCCUAAAUAAGUCACUGGUCACUUGUUACAGAAAUAAAAUUAAAUGCGAAAUCUACUGUGUACGCGUACGACAUACCUACGGCAAUAUUAAAACACUAUAUUUACAGAUAUUUACUAUAAUUUUAUUAUUUUAUAUAGGUAAGCAUAUUAUAUUAUAAUAUCUUUUUUCAAUAAACAAUACGGACAAAGUUCAAUUAAAAAUAAUAUAAAACGCUUUUUGAUGCAUUACAAAAACAAACCAAUUUUAUUUGAAAUAUCACUUUUCAGUCCUAUUUUAUUAUUAUCACAGACGUCUGAAUGUAACGUCGGAAAGAAGAAUUUUCGUGUAAGAAUUUACGUACGAGUGUAAUUGUUUUGAGUUGUAAAUUACGUGUAUAUUAAAUAUACAAAUUACAAAUCAAUGGAUGACUCUUACUUUCCGAGUACAUAUUGUCUCGUGCGAGAACUUACAUUCGCUCUGUUAGGUUACCCAUCUCCCAAUGAUAAAAAGAUUUCAAAUUGAUUUACGAAUAUAGAGACUGUAUAAAACGACUGCGAAAAAAUCCUGCUAGUAGCAUCCAACAUUUAUAGAUAAUCUAUACCUGCCUUUAUUUCCCAAAUUUAAUUUUAUAUGUAUGCUAAAUGUCUAAUUAUUAUGUAUUGUCCGCGUUUAAUAAUAUUUAUAGUAUUUAUUAUUUUAAAUUAUAAAUUGCUAUAUUAUAUAACUUAACUUAGUUAAAAUAAUAAGUUCAUUAAGUAAUAAGAAACCAUAUUAACUUUGAACUAUUUAAAAUUUUUUCUUUUAACUUAGCUUAUAACUCGUUAAAAAUUAUCAUUUACUCACCAAGGCUUGCAAUUUACCAUUUAUUUUUUUUUCUUCGUUUUUUACUAUUCACUGCUUAGUAACUAACUGCGAUCGAUUAGUCUAUGUAUCGCUUAUUGUUAUUUUUAAUAAGUAUAGUUGUUUGAUAUUAUAUGUAAAUUAAUUAAUUAAAUAAAUCACAUGUAAUUUGAUCAUAGUAAAUAGAUAAUAGAUAUAAAAGUAAUAUUAAGUUUAAAAUAAUGCAUUAUUCGCUUAUAAGCAAUAAGUAUAUAUAAAUAUAUUAUAGUCAACAUAGGUUAGGUUCUUAGGUAGUAGUUUUUAUUAAAGAGCUUGCUCGCAACUAUUUAAUAAGGAAUAUUUAGACAAUUUGUACACUUGUUGUCAUCACCUACAAGUAUUAUAGUCAUAAAUGAUUAUUAUUUAUUAGCCUGACUAAGUGUAAACAAUUAGUGUUUACUGAUUAUAUACACUUUACAGGAAAAACUCACACUUCGUACAGUGGUCUAAUUUAAAUAUUUUUUUUUUCUUAGAAAGAGAAAGAUUUGAAAACAGGGUACUUAGACUUUGAUUUUGUUGCUAAAAUCAAAAUUAAUUAAAAACUUGUGAAAUUUGAACAAAUUUAAAAUCUUAUUAUAGGGUUUAAAAAUAUAAUUUAAAAAUCAUAGUUUAAAGCACCCUGUAAAAAGUUUAGAAGACAUUCUCUUUCAAAAACAAUAUAUAUAUAUAUAUUAUAAAAAUCGAUCUAUGAGUUAUAAGAAUUUUUCCUGUAAGAUAUGUUAUUGUACAAAAAACGAAGUCCUGAGCAGCUCGCUUAGUGUUUAAGUUUACUUAAAAUUAUUUACUUUGUAAAUUAUAAAUGAUAAGGAAUGUAAUAAGAGUGCAUUUACACUCAAAUACAUACAUGGUAUAACAAAUCAUUUAAUUAGAUAUAAGUAAGUAAAUUUAAGUGAUGAUCACUUAUUUACUUUAUACUUUAAGAAUACUAAUAUUUAAAUAUUUUUUUUAAUCAACUUAAUAUUUUUAAAGUCUAAGUUAAGUAUAUGGUGUUUGUUAAUUUAAUUUUGUACUUAAUUUAAAAACAAAUAAUUAACUCGACAUAGUUUUAUUAAUAAAGUUAAAAAUUGCAUUUACUUCCCAACCUAAUUUUUUAUUUUAUUUUUAACUUUAUAUAAGUUCAAGGCUAGGCAUUAACGAGUUAAAAAGUUAAAGUGA